AUGGGGCAGUCGAACGGCGCCACGCAGAGCUCGCAGACGCUCACGUCCGCUGCGCCUUCUCAGAAUCAACGCCAGGCUCAGGGUGCCGAUGCCGAAGAUGAUGCGCCGGUGUUCACUCUUUCGUCCGUCUCCGCGACAUCCCCCGUGCGCAAGAAGGUGCACAUCACGAUCCACGAGCGCACGCUGCGCUUCGUCAACCCGACCUCGUCUGCGCGGGAAGCAUCUGUCCCACUCUCGUCGCUCUCGCGUGCAUUUCUGGUCCCGACGCGGGGGAAGACGAAGCCGCACUGGACCGUCAUACUCAUGCUCGCGGACGAGCCGGAGAAAGGCGCACCCUCAAGUAUUCAACAGGUUAUCUUCGGGCUCGAUGCUACAUGUGCGACACCACUCAUAUACACCGAGAAGAAAGCCCAGAUGCGGGUUGAGAAAGGCAAAGAGAGCAUCACCGCCAUCCGCGACUUUCUCAAGCACCUCCCCUCCCACGUCACCCUACACGAGCCCUCGACCGCGCACUUCCGGAGUGCAUGUCCGCCCGGCCUCAGCACGUCUGGAGGCCAGCGGAGCGCAAACGAGCGCGCGGCGGUCGAGGCGUAUCUCGGCGCCAAGGUCGGCACGCUGUGGUUCUUCGACGAGGGCAUGCUGUGGGGUGAGAGCAAGCCGUGUGAGUUCUGGCCUGUUCAUGGCCUCGCGAGCAAGGACGGGCUGAGAGUGGUCAGUCCGACCGGGCGGACGUGUUCGGUCAUCCUGAGGCGGGUUGCGCCUCCCAGUGAGAAGAAGGGAGGUGGUGAUGGAGAGAGUGACGAGGAGGAGGAGGAGGGCCCCGAGACCGAGUUCACCAUGAUCGACGGGCGCGAGCAGGAGCCCAUUCAGACGUGGAUACGCGCGCGGGCACACCGCUUCGGUCGUGCGCCUGGGGAGGUGACCAGCCCCGUCAAGGGCAAGGGCAAGGGCGGCGAUGCAGCAAACCCAAAAGCCCCUGGUGGCUCCUUGGCGGUCCCCCAGACGGCGGCAAACGGACCUGCAUGGGAUGACUCGGACUCGGAGGACGAGGAUUUCAAUGCCAGCGACGACGGCGACGACGGCGACGACUCUGAUGCUGAUUCCGAUGACUCCGGUUCGGGCGGAGAAGACGAUGACAACGAUGCAGGGCGGGACGAAGACGAUGAUAGUGAUGAUGAAGUUGAGGAGCUUGAUCCUCGCCAUCACCCCUUGCUCAGAGCCGGCGCCGUCCCGCGACUAUCGCGCGCCGCUGUUGACGCUGUCGUCGACAUGAUGGGCGGAGGUGGGGCUAGCCCGGCCAGGGCUGGAGUUGAGGCGGAGGUGGUAGCCGAUAGCGAGGACGAGGAGGACGAGCUGAUGGACGAGUAG
Coniophora puteana RWD-64-598 SS2 is the source of this 1368-nucleotide messenger RNA. RefSeq lists its product as uncharacterized. The record is from RefSeq and is a predicted model, not a curated record. Gene Ontology annotation, molecular function: nucleosome binding; histone binding. Lineage: Eukaryota; Fungi; Basidiomycota; Agaricomycetes; Boletales; Coniophoraceae. Bases 1 to 1368 code for a protein of 455 amino acids. The transcript has 2 exons.